This is a messenger RNA of Paramacrobiotus metropolitanus, 3062 nucleotides long. RefSeq lists its product as uncharacterized. Gene Ontology annotation, cellular component: guanylate cyclase complex, soluble. Lineage: Eukaryota; Metazoa; Tardigrada; Eutardigrada; Parachela; Macrobiotidae. Gene Ontology annotation, biological process: response to oxygen levels; cyclic nucleotide biosynthetic process. The transcript has 3 exons. Gene Ontology annotation, molecular function: guanylate cyclase activity. Bases 311 to 2818 code for a protein of 835 amino acids. The record is from RefSeq and is a predicted model, not a curated record.
UGUUACGUGAACGGUGAACGUAAAGCAAGUACUUAUGACUUGUGUCGUCAGUAAAACUUUUACUGUAAAAGCAGACAAUAAUCUUGAUUAAUUUAUCAAUAGCGACAAUGUGAUGACACUUGGCGCCUUCGUCGAAACUUGCAACUAAACGGGCCAGUAAAAAAAAAGUUUAAACCACCCAGAUUGUGAAAUACACCGUUUUUGAGAAACCUAUUUGCCCGUUGCAUCAGCUAAAUGAUUACAAUUACGAACUGAUGAUAACGUGCAGCACAUGAAGUUUCAGUUUCUCAUGGUGUAAGAAUCCGAUCUUAUGCUGCAUGUCCCGGAACUCCACGAAUUUCACGAUAACCCUUUCCAUCCAGUGCCAGGCGAGCGCGAUCAUGUGGCGGUUUUUCACGCUCCGUCGGAAGAGGCUGUCAUUGUUCCUCGCGGAAAUUCGGCCAGACAAUCCAUUCAAGAGCAUAUGCGCACCGCUUUCCAGAAACGCCCCAGCGUCGCACCACACAAAUCUGAAGACAUUAAGGUCAUUCCCUACGUCGACUUUCGUCAAGUACUGGGUGUUGCGGUGCUGAUAACAUGGCCAGUUUUACUUGGUGUGGCAUUUAACGUCUAUGGAUUCGAAGAAGUGUCAGAAAAUCUGAAAAUUGUUGUUGAUGUCAGGAAUUUCCAGCAUCGUGUUCGCGAUGUGCAGGCUAUUGUGGAUUCUUUGACGCAUGUGCAAGAAAGUUUACUGCGCGGAUUGUUAGCUUUUACCCCGGGAAAGUCAGUGGAGUUCGACGAUGAUGGUUACAACGAAGCCGUGCAAAAACUGCAAAAGCUUGAUGAAGAUUACCCAGAGUUACGAGAGCAACAUAAACGCAACACUCCUCAGCGGCAAAUCAAAGCGCUCCAAAGAUGGAAAACACGGUUGAGUACUUCCCAAACAAUUGUGGACCCCGAUUCGAUUUCAACUAACAUUUCUACUAUUAUUCGGAAUCUUCGCGAAUUCUUUGCAGCUCACCAUGUUACUAAUGUACGUGGCGGGCCAACAUGGAACAAUAUACUUCAGGAACUAGUUCAAAAUGAACUAGUUUACCGACUGAACGAUACGCUAUCAUUCGGUAAAUUCGCUUAUGACGGACCACCAAUCACCGAGCGUCUCCGGUUGACCGUCGUUCGGCGGUACAUGCGGAUCAUUCGGGCCAUGGAAAUGCACGAACGGUACGCGUACCCUCAGUUCAAGCUGUCAGGAAUAAAGGAAUCAUGCAGCGACUGCGAAUGGACCGGUUUCCGGUACCGAAGCAAAGAGUUCUGGUUGCAAGAGAUGUUCGCCUUGAUAAGUUUGGACAACACUACAAUCUUAAAUCUUGCGCGUCAGCGUGCCCUCAAUGCCGGAGUUUCGGAUUUACGCAGCGAUUCCCCUACGCAUGUUCUCUUCAGUCAGGUUUUGGUGGAUGGGUUUUAUGCCGCCGACAGAGCCCAGUCACACUGUAAAGCGUUUGUCACCGAGAAAUUCCGCAUUGACUUGCACGACGCAAUAUUGAUCUUUGUCAUCACUCUGCUAUUGCUGUUGUUAAUGGUCUUCGUGUUGAUUAAUCUGCUUGGACUUUUUGGAACAAGCCUCAUGAGCAUCUUCUCGGAAUCUUACCGUUUUCAGUGGAUUCAGCUGUGCCGAAGGCGAGCUAUUGAGAAGGAAAAGCUCCGCUCCGACAAGAUUGUGUCCGAAAUGUUUUUUGAGGUUAAUUUCAAGUACCUGUAUGAAGGGACAUUGCCGCCGGUUGUUCUCUACAGUGAAGCCACGGUGGCAUUUGUGGAGCUAAUGCAGUACGAAGAGCUAUGCAAGAUUUACAAUACCGCGGAACAUGUUGCCUUGCUGGAUUGGUAUUACCACCUUGUUUCAAAUGCUGUUAAGGGAUUCAACUGCAGUGUUGUCGCCACGGCUGGUCACUAUUGCUUACUGGCUGGAACGCAUGCUUACCACGCCCAGAAUGUUGCUCUCGCGAUGCUGCGGCUGAUGACCAUGGCAAAAGACAGUUUCCUCCCUCCACCUCAUAACUCGCGACUGCCACUUGUCAAAGCAGGCAUGCAUACCGGUUCGGUAGCGGGUGCAAUUUUAAGCCUCAAAUUCCCUUUAUUCACCAUGCUGGGUGACACGGUGAAUACAGCAUCCCGGAUGAAUUCUAAAAGUCGACCUUAUCGAAUUCUUCUGAGCGAGACCGCCUAUGAGAUUGUAUCCCCCAACUUCGAGACAAAGCCGGCCGGAACGUUCGACGUCAAGGGAAAGGGCAAGAUGAAAACGUUCUGGCUUUUAUCGUGUAACUGGAGAGCCUUUGCUUUGUACCAAGUUGACUUAAACGAAGCGGAAGAACUAACAACGAUACACACGUUACAUGAUAACCAUCGUGCUCAUGGUCAUACGCGAACUGCUUUCGGACAAGCCACCCAUGAAAGAAUAUUCGGCAACAGCGGGGCCGGUCGACACAGCUCUAUGCCUGGGGAAGAGAGCAUUGGUGGGGUGGUCGUGCAAAGUUUGCUGCGCUCCCAAUCGAAGAAGCGGAAACACGACACGAAGUCGGUCAGACGAGUGACAUAUGACUUCCACGAGGGACAGGUCGUCAAGCCGCCCCCGCCAGUCGUAGCCGAAGAAAGGCCCCCUGAGAAGACGGCCUUUACAGGUGGGCGAUUCCGGCGCUUUUUUUCCAAUCGAGUGGCGCCCGGGUCAGACACUAAUAAUCCCACCCAUCUUUCAGCUAAGGUCGACGUCAAAGCCUCUCCCCAUGAAUCGUAUUACAUACAGGUUUCCAAUAGUCUAUAUAUGCGCUCCUGGAAGUCCAAGUGAAAUGUUCCGCAGCUUUCACUGUUGGCAUUUAUGUUUUUGUACUGUGAUAACUAUUUUCCUGUUUUCUUCUACUUUAAAAUAAUCGUGUUUAUUUACAUUUCUUGGUUUCUGUUUAACUCCUCAUGUACUUUUAAUCUGGUUUCUUUUUAUCUUGUAUAUUUAUUUUGGCAGUCGUAUGACCAUAAUAGGCUCCAGCAUAUGUACCGCAUUAAAAAUGUAAUGUUGUCAAAACUGUCGCAUGCAC